UGCUGUUACAGCAAACCAGCACCACAUACCUGCAUUUAGAGAACUGGAACAUUCUCCUUCUCUCCACUUCUCUCUUCACCAUAAGCCUGCCUGUGUUGCUGUCACUGUUAAAUUAGCAGAUAUGCCGAUCAAGGUGUUUUAUACCAGCGUGAGCGGCUCCUUAGAGAUGAAGAAACAUCAAGACAGAAUAUUCUCUGUCCUGGACAGCAAGAAGAUCACUUACGAAGCUGUGGACAUUUCUCAGGAUUCUAAAGACAAGAAUUUAAUGAGGGAGAGGGCAGGAAACUCGAGUGCACUUCCCCCUCAAAUAUGCAAUGGAGACAUCUACUGUGGGGACUACGAUGCAUUUGAAAAUGCAGUCGAGAUGGAAGAAUUGGAGGAAUUUCUCAAACUCUAAAAGGAAUGGAAACCAGCUGCUGGACAGUUCAUCCGUGUCACCAGUUUCCACACCUCUAGCAAAUGAACAAUAUACUAUAUUUAUAUAUAGGCAAUAUAGCCUACUAAAUAUUUCUGUUUCCUUUCAUUUGGAUUUGGUAUGAAUUUUUUUUUUAUUUGUAUCUAAUGAAUAAUGCUCAAAGCUCAAAGGAUUUGGCAAGUGAAAGUGCUUUUUAUUUCAGGGUAAGACGAGAGUUUUGCACAUCUGAACAGUUUGUAUACUUCAAAUAAAAUUGGUUAAAAUCA
Messenger RNA from Scatophagus argus, 681 nucleotides. RefSeq lists its product as uncharacterized. Bases 122 to 397 code for a protein of 91 amino acids. Gene Ontology annotation, cellular component: cytoplasm. The record is from RefSeq and is a predicted model, not a curated record. The transcript has 3 exons. Lineage: Eukaryota; Metazoa; Chordata; Actinopteri; Scatophagidae.